Molecule: messenger RNA, 2933 nt
Organism: Polistes canadensis
Lineage: Eukaryota; Metazoa; Arthropoda; Insecta; Hymenoptera; Vespidae
Product: band 7 protein AGAP004871
Exons: 9
Coding region: 933-1748 (271 amino acids)
Cellular component (GO): plasma membrane
Source: RefSeq, a predicted model, not a curated record
GGAAAUGAAAGAAGUAGGCAGACUGGACGUAAACAUUAAAAAUUCAGCCGAUGAUAAUACAAAAUUCUAAUGGCUUACAACGAACGUCCAUUUUUUCCAAUUAUGUUAAAUAAAUAAAUAAACAAUACAUAUAUAUAUAUAUAUAAAAUAAAAGAUAAAACAGGAAAUAGAACAUCGACGUGCGACAUUUUAAUUGGAAAAAAAAAAAAAUACGAAAGGAAAUGGAAAAGUAGUCAAGAUAGAUAUUGGUAUUAACGAAGAUAGUAGAAAAUAUUCUGACAAUCGACAUUACUCUUUCGUAAAAUUCAUUUUAUCCUAUAAUAUUAUGGUGAAGAAAUAAAACAAUAAAAAAGAAAAAAAAAAGAAAGAAAAAACGUGAAGUAAAAGCAUUGUAUUUACCAUUGGAAAAAGAAAAAAAAGAAGAAAAGAAGAAAGAAAGAGUAUAUAAGAGUACAUAAAAGUAGAAGUAGAAGAAAGGGGUUGGUUGAAAAGUAGGCAAACUGGACAUUGAUAAAAUAAAAAAAAAAAAAGAGUAGGUCAGAGUUAUAGGAGAGAAAAGGAGAAUAGAAAGGAUAGAGGGGUGGGUGGGUGCCCGGUGGUGCGCGCAUUUCGCGCAUGCCACUACGAGAAGAGAAAGAUAGAUAGGAUUUUAUCCGUGUGAGUGAGUGGGUGGUUGAACACGGCCAGACAAGGGUGCAAAAUAUCCGUAGCCAAAGAGUGUGAUACCUUACGAAUCUCCAAUCAUUUUCCUUUUACACGUAGGGUACCUUAAAAUCGAACCUACAUCGAGAAAGAAACAGGGAGGGGCAAGCAAGCAAGCAAGCAAGCAAGUAAGCAAGCAAGAGAGGGAGGGUGGGAUAGAAAGGGAGAGGGAACAAUUCACUGACUUAGGUCAACGGGUCACUGGGUACGUCGCUAGUAACAUUUUCGUUAUGACGGACGCGGAAGAUUCAACACAAACCGAUUCAACAACCUGCGGUAAUAUCCUGGUGAUAUUGUCGUGGAUUUUGGUAAUUUUUACUAUGCCGUUUUCGCUGUUCGUUUGUUUCAAGGUUGUACAGGAAUACGAAAGAGCUGUUAUAUUCCGAUUAGGUCGUCUUCUAUCCGGUGGUGCGAAAGGUCCUGGAAUUUUCUUCAUUCUACCCUGCGUUGACAAUUACGCUCGUGUUGAUUUGCGUACGAGAACUUAUGAUGUUCCACCCCAAGAGGUAUUAACAAAGGACAGCGUUACAGUGUCAGUCGAUGCAGUCGUUUAUUAUCGUGUUAAUAAUGCUACUAUAUCUAUCGCCAAUGUGGAAAAUGCACAUCACAGUACAAGACUUCUCGCUCAAACGACACUUCGAAAUACUAUGGGUACGAGACCAUUACAUGAAAUACUUAGCGAACGUGAAACUAUUUCUGGUAACAUGCAGAUUUCCUUGGAUGAAGCCACCGAUACGUGGGGUAUAAAAGUUGAACGAGUUGAAAUCAAAGACGUACGGCUACCUGUUCAAUUGCAACGAGCAAUGGCUGCAGAAGCAGAAGCUGCACGGGAAGCACGUGCUAAGGUAAUCGCUGCUGAAGGCGAACAGAAGGCAAGUAGGGCAUUAAGAGAAGCAUCCGAAGUAAUCGGAGAUUCACCUGCAGCAUUACAAUUACGUUACCUCCAGACGCUUAAUACAAUUUCGGCUGAAAAGAAUUCGACGAUCGUAUUUCCAUUGCCGAUUGACAUGCUCACAUAUUUUAUGAAAGCUAAAGAAAUGUCUUAAUUCGAUGUAUUAAUUAUUAUUAUUCCAAUGACGUAUAUUCGAUAUGUCCCAUAAGAGUAAAAGAAAAAUGAAAUGAAAAAAAAGAAAAAAAAAAAGGAAAUGGUUAACAGUGGAAAGUUUUCAGAUGAUCGAUCUAAUAUUUGAUGAUCGUAUCACACACUUACAUACACACAUAUACGUAUUCGUUACGUUUAAACAAGACUUGAAUCAGACGAAAAAGGGCAGAGUUGCCAAUAUUAGACCAAAUUUCAACCCUUUUUACUAUAAUAUUACAUACUACAGGCCAUAAGAUUAAAUAUAUUUGUGUUAAACGAGAAAAAAAGAGAAAAAAAAAACAAACGAACGAACGAACGACAGUUUGCGACGUUUAUUAGAAUUUUUGAUAGCAAAUAAUAUAAUUAAAAAAGAAAAAAAAGGAAUACUAAAAGCAUUAAUCGAUAUUUUUGGAUGAGCUUAUAAUAUAAGAUCGCAUUGAUCUACUUGUGAAUAAAUAAAAAGUAAUGAAUUAAAACGAUGAGAGAAAUAAUAUCGGAUUCAAAGAAAACGCAAAUUGACGUUUUUAAUUUCAAUCAAAAAAUCGUAAUUAAUAAAAAAAAACGAGUAAUAACAUCGAAACAAAAUAUGCGCUAUGAUUUAACGCGAGUACACGAAAUAAAUAUACGAGAGUACGUUUGAUGUUAAAUCUAAUAUCUAAUUGUAAACUAUUCACAAUAUCGUACGUUUACUUUAUCGCGUAAAAAUUGUGGCUCUCAUAAAAAAGAAAUUCAACAUAAUUUUACACUGCCAAUCUAAGCACGAUAGAUUUUUCAUAAUUAUUCCGAUAAGAACAAAUUCUUCAUUUCGUACAAGUGUUUGCACCAUUUUACAAGACCAAAUAUGGAAUUGAUUAAUCUUCGAUAAGAAAUUAAAUAAUUAUCAAUAAGAAUACGUUUAUUUGGAAUUAUAUGGAAUCAUAAGAAUCUUAAGAUUAUGUAGAAAAGUAUUUAUAUAUAUAUUAUACAAUACAAUUUCUAAUAUAUACUGACCAAUACAGACGACUUAAUAACGUAGAGACAUUUGAAAUGUAACAAAAUUUGCAAAUAAUAGAACAUCGACUAUUAAACAAUAUAGAAAAAAGAAGAAAACAAUAGAAGAAAUAUAUACAUAUAUGUGUGCUCAUAAUUAUGAAAGUGGUCUAAGUCAAAA